GUCACGAUUGCUUUCUCUGGGCUUCUAUCCCAGCUCCUGCCUCCUUUCUCCGCCAGUCUCUCAGGGCGUGGGUAGGAAGAUGUGCCUCCAGUUAUGGAUCUUGGGUCUGCUGAUGUUGACUCUGGCUGGAGCUGUGGAAAUCCAGGUCCCCGAGGAUCCCAUAGUGGCCCUCUUUGGCCGCGAUGCCAUCUUACGCUGCUCCUUCUCUCCGGAUGCCAACUUCAGCCUGGGUGACCUCAGCCUCAUCUGGCAGCUGACGGACACGAAGCGGCUGGUGCACAGCUUUGCUGAGGGCCGGGACCAGCUGGCUAACCAAGGCAGUGGCUACACCAACCGGACCACCCUCUUCUAUGACCAGCUGCCUCGGGGCAACGUCUCCCUGCUCCUCCGCCGCGUACGGAUAUCCGACGAGGGGAGCUUUACGUGCUUUGUCCGAGUCCAGGAUUACAGCAGCGCUGCCGUGAUGCUCCAGGUGGCAGCAUUUUAUUCUAAGCCCAACCUGAACCUGGAACCCAACAAGAACCUCAAGCCGGGAGACCCGGCCACGGUGACCUGCCACACUUUUUCCGGCUACCCCGAGGCGACCGUCCUCUGGCAUGACGGCCAAGGCAACAACAUCACAGAGAACAUCACCACCUCCCAGGUGGCCAACGAGGAAGGCCUCUUUGACGUGCGGAGCGUUCUGCGGGUGGUGCUGGAGCCCAACAGCACCUACAGUUGCUUGGUGAAGAACCCCCUGCUGCGCCAAGAGACCCACGCCUCCGUCACCAUCACUGGUCAGCACCUCCUGUUUCCAGCUGUGGCCCUCUGGGUCACCGUGGGGCUGGCCAUCUGUCUCGUGGUCCUCCUGAUUGCUCUGGCAUACGUCUGUCAGAAGAAAAUCCGUCAGACCUGCAAAGAAGAGAAAGAGAAAGCCGGGAUAGAGGAGCAGGAGGAAGGCGAAGGAUCCAAAACAGCUUUGCAGCCUCUGAAGAGCAUGGAGAUCAAAGAAGACAUUGGAGAAGAAAUUGACUGACGGAAACAGUAGCAGAGGCAACAUCCCAAGGCUCGUGUUGGCAGGCUGUACCGCUCUGGGUUGUUGUUGUUGUUGUUGUCGUUUUCAGCUGCAAACUGUCAAAAACUUGGGCGUGCCUCAUACAGCUUUCCCCUGGAACCUGCAGCUUUCUAAUGUCACCCAUUGCAUUUCCCCUUCUUGUGCAUAUUGGUAAUGCUGGUCAUGGCCUGACCUGGUUGUAUCCCGUCUCAGGAUUUGCAUCAGGCAUGGAGAAACGGGGGGGACGAUCACAGCUGCCCUUUGCCUUGAUACGUUCCCUGCCUCUUCCUCCCACUUUGGGCUAGGAUACCUGAAGUUCUCAUUCACACAUUUGGGCCUGUGUUGUCAGUUUGCCACCAGUGAUUCUACCUGUUGCCCUGCUCAGAUGGCACCAGCUUCUGCCUAGACCACAAAGGAAGGGAGAGAAGCUUCCAGAAGCAUGGGGCCCGCACACCUGUGCGUGGUCCUUGGAGGGCUGCACGCUUUCCACUGCCCCUAGCCUUGAAUGUUUUGCUCUUACACUAACGUUUCUGGGCUUUUCGAAACUGGAAAAGCCCCCUUGAGCCUGCAAUUGCACCCAAAUUAUAUGCAUAUGACUUUAAUUUAAAUUUAAAUGAGUAGGGUUUCCCCAAAGGUGAUAAAGUUCUCGCCCAUGCUCCCUACAAACAUUCUCUCCCUCUGCCUCUCUGCAAAGCACAUUGGCCUCCUGGGGGAGUGCAUGUUGCCCAUCUCUGCCAUAAGAGGUAAUAAUGGAGCGUAGACCACCUUGAACGUCCCACAGUUAUUGAGGAGGGUGGUGGCUGAAGCCGCUUGAUGUUGAGUCUUCUGCCGCUGGUUGUGUGAUUGGGGCCAUGCUUUUUCUGGUGGGGUUGAGGGUUUCCUUCUUUCUGUAACCUUAAAGGGCAAGUACCCUAA
This is a messenger RNA of Pogona vitticeps (central bearded dragon), 1948 nucleotides long. Lineage: Eukaryota; Metazoa; Chordata; Lepidosauria; Squamata; Agamidae. The record is from RefSeq and is a predicted model, not a curated record.